This is a messenger RNA of Argentina anserina (silverweed cinquefoil), 1621 nucleotides long. RefSeq names its product protein BASIC PENTACYSTEINE6. Gene Ontology annotation, cellular component: nucleus. The record is from RefSeq and is a predicted model, not a curated record. NCBI's taxonomy places the organism in Eukaryota, Viridiplantae, Streptophyta, Magnoliopsida, Rosales, Rosaceae. Gene Ontology annotation, molecular function: sequence-specific DNA binding; DNA-binding transcription factor activity. The transcript has 3 exons. Bases 321 to 1349 code for a protein of 342 amino acids. Gene Ontology annotation, biological process: response to ethylene.
UCUGAUAUGAGAAGAGCCCAAAAAGCACAAGAUCAUUCUUCUUCUUCUUCCUCUGCUCGACCAUUACUCUUCCACGGGGUUCCAUCGUCUUCUCAAAUCAGCUCUCCGGGUAUAGUCUCACUUCUGAGUUUCCUGCAUAAUGUUUAUCUGCGGCCAUUGCUCUACAGCGUGUUAAUUCUGAACCCUGUUCUUAUCCGACUUGAUGGAUACUGCAAGAUGUGUGGCCUGAGUAUCGGUUUGAUGUUCAACCAGCCAAGAAGUUUUAUUUCGGUGGAGGUGUGAUUUACUUAUGUGCAAUUGUUCUUAUUUGCUGAUCUCAGAUGGAUGAUGGUGGGCAUCGUGAGAAUGGAAGACUCAAAGCAGAACAGCAGUAUAAAGCAGCUCAGGGUCAGUGGUUGAUGCAACAUCAAACGCAUCAACCGUCGAUGAAACAGAUUAUGGCCAUAAUGGCCGAGAGAGAUGCAGCCAUUCAAGAACGAAAUAUGGCCUUCUCUGAGAAAAAGGCUGCCCUUGCAGAGCGGGACAUGGCAUUCCUGCAGCGAGAUGCAGCAAUUGCAGAACGAAAUAAUGCCAUAAUGGAACGGGACAAUGCCAUUGCAACACUUCAAUACCGAGAAAACUCCUCCUUAACUAGUGGCAAUGUAUCUUCAUGUCCACCGGGAUGCCAAAUAUCACGUGGGAUCAAACAUAUGCACAACCCGCAGCAGCCUGUACACCAUCUCCCCCACAUGAAUGAAGCUUCUUAUGGCACCAGAGAGAUGCACACAAACGAUCCCCUGCCACUACCACCAGAUCCUCCUGCGGCUCCAAAGCGUAGGCAGACCAAACAACCGAAGGAGCCCAAGACGAUGCCCCCAAACAAAAAACCAGCAAAAUCUCCAAGGAAGGUCAAGAAGGAGAGUGAGGACUUAAACAAGAUGACGUUUGACAGAUUGCAUGAGUGGAAGGGCGGUCAGGACAUGUGCAGUGGUGCUGAAGAUCUUAACAAACAAUUAGUUGUUUCAAAGUCUAAUUGGAAAUGCCAGGACUUGGGGUUGAACCAGGUUGCAUACGACGACACAACCAUGCCAGCACCGGUGUGCUCCUGCACUGGUGUUCUGAGGCAGUGCUACAAGUGGGGAAAUGGGGGUUGGCAAUCCUCAUGUUGCACUACUACAAUGUCAAUAUACCCAUUGCCAGCAGUGCCCAAUAAACGACACGCAAGAGUAGGUGGCCGCAAGAUGAGUGGCAGUGCUUUCAACAAGCUACUUAGUCGCCUGGCAGCUGAAGGCCAUGAUCUGUCGAAUCCAGUUGAUCUCAAGGACAACUGGGCCAAGCAUGGAACAAAUCGCUACAUUACGAUCAAGUAGAUUUGGGAGCAGCUUAAACUGGGUAGAGGAGGGUACAGACAGGUAGGAGGAGUUUGUGGAAUUCCGAAUUUGUCUUCAGCAUAGUUGCUGGAGCAAUAAGGAAUUGAUAAUAGUUGGAAGUUGUUGGGUCUGGAUUCUCCAAUGUACUUUUGGAAUCAUAAUCUAAGUUGCAAUGCAGCUAUAAACCGGCUGCAUUUUCUGGUACAUCUGUACAUGCAUGAUGUGAAAUUUCUUCAACUCCAUUAGGGAAGUGCUCAUAUUAUCUGUAUCAG